AUGGCGGGACGAGUUCUUGGUGUCAGGAGACGGAGCGUCUCAAGGACUCCGCUUCCGUCUCGCGGUCAGCAACCUGCUUCACUGGGACAGGACCUGCUCGCCAAAGAGGAAGAAUAUAAACGUUUAAAUGCAGAGUUGGAGGCAAAAACAGCUGAUGUGGUUCGACAAGCUGAUGAAGCAAUAAGAGACCAGCAGGAGGUACAAUCUAGGCCUAUUUCACAAAUUAAAUCUUAUGACAAAGAGGAGGAUGAAUACAGUUUAAGACUUCUUAAAAGUACUUUCCGAGAUCCAGGAUGGCGGCGGAGGUGGAGACAAUGUGAAGCUCAGAUCAGAUUUCUAAAGGCCAAACUCCGUGUUAUGCAAGAAGAACUAGAUAAUGUUGUUUGUGAAUGCAAUAGAAAGGAAGAUGAAAUUCAGGAUUUAAAGUCUCAAGUAAAAAAUUUUGAAGAAGAUUGUAUGAGACAGCAGCGUACAAUUAAUAUGCAACAGUCUCAAAUAGAAAAAUAUAAAGCUCUUUCAGAAGAAGCAAGCAAAAAAUGUGAUGGAUUACAGCAACAGUUGUCUUCAAUGGAAAGGGUAAUUUUUUACCUAGAUUUAUGCAAAAUAUAUAGUAAACUGUUAAAUGUCACACAUUUGUAUAUUGUUCAUUCAAAAUUAAAAUACUUUAAUGUACAGAAUGCCAACGAUGUUGCAAUUCCAGAUGAUUUCUCAGACUUUUCUCUUACAAAAACAAUUAACAAAAUUGAAGAGCAACUGGAUGAAAAAGGCAUACCUGAAUAUAUAGAGGAUGACAUUUUCCCUGGUGUUAGUAAAGAUAUUGGAACAGCCUGCCGGCCAGCCAGCCAGCCAGCCAGCCCGCCCCUGACUGAAUGUGCUCCCGCUCCCGCUCCUCCUCCUCCAUCUCCACCAUGUGCCAUCGGUGACCGCCGCCUGCACCAAGAGGCCAAGGCGGCCGGGGGCGGGGACGGGGGCGGUAGUUAUGAUAUAACAAAUGAAGAACAGAAAAAAAUUGAAACCUUAAAAUUAGAAAAUAAGAAGCUAGAAAAGCAAAAAGGAGAACUAAUGAUAGGGUUUAAAAAACAACUGAAAUUAAUCGAUGUUUUAAAAAGGCAGAAGAUGCAUAUUGAAGCUGCAAAGAUGCUGUCUUUCACUGAAGAGGAAUUUAUGAAGGCUUUAGAAUGGGGAAAUUAA
Molecule: messenger RNA, 1191 nt
Organism: Elephantulus edwardii (Cape elephant shrew)
Lineage: Eukaryota; Metazoa; Chordata; Mammalia; Macroscelidea; Macroscelididae
Gene: TEX9
Product: testis expressed 9
Exons: 11
Coding region: 1-1191 (396 amino acids)
Source: RefSeq, a predicted model, not a curated record